AUGACGUGGAAGACGCGUUGCCCAUCAUUUGCUGCCGCGUCCGGUGUUGCGGCGUGUCGGCAUCUCACGGCAGCUACCACGGGGUCUUUUGCACUGGGUGCGUCGUCUGCACCGUCUACCUCAGUACUUUUGCCGUUAUCGAUGGGGUUUGCCUUGCAAGAGCAGCGGCGGCAUCGUAGUUUUCGUUUUUACCUCAACUUGGAUGACCCCGCCGAGACACGCCGGCGUGUUGAGGAGGACCUUGCCCGUAUCGACCAGGAGCACCAGCGCGGGACGAUGAUGCAUCUUCACGCGCUCCUAAAUCUUGCGCUUAGCUGUUAUCAAUCGCAGGAUUACGUUGGUGCCCUUGAGUAUGCAGAGUACGCCCACACCAAGACGAGGGAGCAUAACAAGAAUGCGACACUUCUCUACUUUACCGCCAAGACGUGCUCUCGCUGCGCCCUGGCUCUCGCAGAGGAGUACGAGGCCCACCUGCGGGAAAUGGCGGAGAAGGCAGCUGUGUCCUCAACGUUGGCGCCGCCCCCAUCUGUGGUGUUUUCAGCUGAGAGGACUAUUGCGAAGCUGCGCGAGGAUGCGGUGCGAUACGAUGGUAUCGCACAGCGACUGUGCAACCGCCCUGACAAGGCCUUCAUGCGAGGCUGGGGAUCCACGUCUACCGGGUGGUCAGAGGAUGCGAGGGGGAUGGAUGAGGCGCCGGACGAUUUUUUUGGAGCGCGAUGGAAGGAACGCCGCAAGCGGCCGGAACAUGCGGCAAUACGUCAGUAUUAUCAACAACAACGUGGUGAUUGGGGCGGAACGGGUGUGCCGAAGUGA
Messenger RNA from Trypanosoma rangeli, 813 nucleotides. RefSeq lists its product as uncharacterized. The coding region runs from base 1 to 813 and encodes 270 amino acids. The transcript has a single exon. The record is from RefSeq and is a predicted model, not a curated record. NCBI's taxonomy places the organism in Eukaryota, Euglenozoa, Kinetoplastea, Trypanosomatida, Trypanosomatidae.